GGUAGAGUGUGUGAUGUUGGCAACUGGGGAUCAGCAACCGUGUGUUGGAGGUUCCUGCAGGAAUCAAACAGCGCAAUGCCCUGCACCUGGCACACAUAGGACAUCACCCUUCUUUGCUAAGAGCUUUUUAUCUUGGGCAUCAUGAAGCUAAAGCAGCGGGUCGCUGUCUUGGCUCUGCUGCUGGUGAUUUUGGUUCUCACCAAGCUUCUUUUAUUGGACCGCCUGGAGACCUCUGCUGCUCAGAGGCAGGACCAGCUGUCUUUUGAGCGUAUGAUGUCCGGCUUACGGCUCACCAUGGACUCCCGUUUGGAGCAUACCCUGCAGUCCCCUUGGGAGAUUGCAUCCCAAUGGGUCGUGCCACGGGAAGUGUAUCCUGAGGAUAGCCCAGAAAUGGGAGCAGUAUUGCAUUCUAUGGCAACCAAGAAAAUUGUGAAAGCUGAUGUUGGCUACAAAGGCACACAGCUUAAAGCUUUGCUUGUCCUGGAAGGUGGACAAAAGGUGGUAUUUAAGCCCAAAAGAUACAGCCGUGAUUAUAUUGUGGAAGGAGAACCGUACGCUGGGUAUGACAGGCAUAAUGCUGAAGUCACUGCUUUUCAUUUAGACAGAAUUCUGGGUUUCAGACGAGCUCCUUUAGUUGUUGGGCGAUAUGUGAAUCUAAUCACUGAGAUUAAACCUGUAGCUACUGAGCAGCUUCUGAGCACCUUUCUAAAGCAGGGUAACAAUACCUGUUUCUAUGGGAAGUGCUACUACUGCCGGGAGACAGAGCCCGCCUGUGCAGAACGAGAACUGAUGGAAGGUACAGUUACACUAUGGCUCCCUGAAGCAUGGCCCCUUCAGAAGCAUCGACACCCUUGGGGAAGGACCUACCGUGAGGGAAAGUUGGCAAGGUGGGAAUAUGAUGAAAGUUACUGUGAUGCUGUGAAGAAGACCUCACCUUAUGACUCUGGACCAAGACUCCUGGAUGUUAUUGAUACAGCUAUUUUUGAUUUCUUGAUUGGAAAUGCAGACCGUCAUCAUUAUGAGAGUUUUCAAGAUGACGAGGGUGGCAGCAUGCUAAUACUACUGGACAAUGCUAAGAGUUUCGGGAAUCCAUUAGUAGAUGAGCGAAGUAUUUUGGCUCCCCUGUACCAGUGCUGCAUUAUUCGUGUUUCCACGUGGAACCGUCUUUCUCACUUGAAGCAUGGCACUUUACGCUCUGCUUUAUUGACUGCUACUGCUCAUGACCCAAUCUCUCCGGUGCUGUCAGAUGCUCACCUCGAUGCUUUAGAGCGCCGACUACAAAGCAUAUUGGCAACGGUUCAGCAAUGCAUAGGACAGUUUGGAGCUGAUGUUGUCAUGGUGGAGGACAGGAUGACUUUUACCCAUAUGUAACUCCAUUGCGGUCCCAAAGACACAGAAGGAAACUUUCCUAUGCAGUUGGGUUUGUUUCUACGGUACACCUUGACUUUGGUGCUUCGAAUUGACCCUCAAAGCAGCACAGUGCAUCUGCAGAUACUAAACCCACUGGACUGCAAUUCAUCUACUGCUUGAACCUCAAUGAACCAACGGUAGACUGGUAGAGAAGUCUCUUCCUGCCACAUUCCAGUCUUCGUCAUUUGACCUUUUGCCAAUGAUGCUUUACAGCACUACAAAGGGACCUAAUGAGCCCCUAAUGGUGUGGGUAUUAAACAGUUGUCAAAGAGAAUGGAGAAUUUAUUUUCAAGUCAUAAUUUAUUCAUUGUUUUUCAUUUUUAGGGGCGUCAAGCUCAUUUUUAAUAUUUGGGUGUCAGUUUUUACAUAAUGCACAUGAUGGCUGCAAGGUAGCCCUAUAACCUCUCUAGCUGAGCAGUUUGGGUGCCCUGGGCACUUCCGUGCUGUAUUCUGUUGCUUCUUGUAAAUUAUUAGACUAUUUUAAUUUAUGGACUAAUUCAGGAAACUGAUCUUAAGGGACCUGUGGGGGCACAAUAUAUCCAUUUGCACUGGCAAAUCUUGAUGCUGUUAUUGUCUCAAUAUUUGGAACUGACUAAACUACUGACUCUUUUGAACGUAGUUUUGUAACAUGCAAACGAUACAUUGCUCUUCUGCUGGCAUAUUAAGCCACAAAAUCUUCUUUCUCCAUAUACUUAUAUAGCCCUUCAGUGUCAGAGACCCACAGCCUCGAGAUUUCCCAAGGGUCACCCCGUAUGUUUUUAUCAAUCCUGGGAAAGGUCCCCCAUUAUUAAGAAUAGGGUGCGUGCACGUAUAUAUAUAUAUAUACAGGGCUCUUUCAGUGCCCCAACCUAAGAAACUUCGGAAUGAAAAGGUAGAAAAGGGCAUUUGCCAGAGAGAAUGUUUUGGCAACCUCAUUAGAUCAGUGGUGCCAAUAUUUUUUUAGCCUUCGUCAAAAGAAUUCAUAUUUGCAUCUAGGUGCCCUCCUGGCAAAAUGACUGGUGACAUGUAUGGGGUAAUGUCAAAGCAGCUGAAAAGUAACCAGUCUCAACUGCCCCUCCACAGAUACAUUUAUUUUCUAGAAAGGAGAUGAAGCUUUGGGAUAAUGGUAUAGUGAGGCAAGUGGAUGUUAGGACUGUUAGGUUUGCAGCCUCCUGCUGUUGAAUUAAAGCUCCCAGCAUCCACUGACAGAAUAUGGAGAGCUGCAUAAGCAAGGCAAACUCAUCUGGGUUUUUGGCUACAAUUAUGGUUAAGUUUCCUUUUUUCUUUUUAAUUAGGCACUGGUUAUCUUUUAUUUUACAAGUAAUAUCAAUCUAAAAUGUAUGCAGAAUUCUGGUUAAUAAUGUGUUUAUUUAUAAUUUUGUUGCAUAAGGCCAGUUUCUUUUGUGUCUGCUUUGUUUAUUUGAAAGCCAGUUCUACAUUUUUAGUAUUCCCUAACCUUUUCUGCAAGGUGCCAUUUUGGUAAUAAAACAGUGUAUAAGGUAGGAAUGCAUCCAUUCCAGUGUAUGUGAUGCUAAUAGCUUCAGUUCAAUGGCUUAGAGCAAACAACAUUUUGCUUGAAAAUUUCUAUUCAUUCUGUUAGGAGCAAGUGGGUGCAUGAAUGCUCUGAGCAUGUCUAAUUACAAGACUGUCCCCUGUAUGUCGCGCAGUAUUUUUUAGGCACCACCAUAGCGAUUAUUAUCACUUACCUCUUCACCAAAAAUGCACCGGGUAUUGUUUAGUGAGUGCCAUUGCGCCAUCGUCUUACCUUCCCCAAGUAUCCCUUUGGUCUGGGCUGUGUGCAUGCACAGUAAAAGUAAAGCUAAAACUAAGUUACCAAGCAGAACUUUUACUCUUCUGCACAUGUGCACAACCCAGGGGGGAGCUAAGAUCCCCAGAAAGGAAAGAAGAUGGCAGCACAGUGCUCAAUAGAAUACUUGGCCAGGCUGAUGUGUUUCUUAGCAGAGAAGCACCUGCCCAGGCUCUGAGGUAAGUGAUUUGUACUGAGGGGUGCAUUACAAUUUGCCACACCCUUUUAGAGGAUAACCUUUUCCUUGUACUUUAAUUCACCAAAAGCACCAAAUUCAAUCUUUCUCUUGGUCCCUAAUAUAAUUCCUAUUCAGCUUGUUUUUUUUAUCUUGUUUUGUAACUUUAUUUCCAUGCACUAUCCUGCUGCUUAGCCAUAGUUGCACAAAAGGAGCCAGUAGCAGAGAGAGGGAGGGCACUGUUCUUUUUAACUGCAAAUAUAGUUUUAUAGCCAAGUUCAGUUCCUUAAUGAGUCACUGAUGUUAUUAUUUUUGCUUAGUACCUGGCCCAUCCCAUCAUUAUUCUUACCAGCCCCUGGCCAAAACUCAAUGCAGGAGAAUGGGUUUUUUGAUAGGGAAAGCAGGAGGGAUAAAUAUGGUGGAAGAAGAGAGAAUAUGAUCAAUAGGAAAAAAUAAAAAUUUAAGAAAUC
Molecule: messenger RNA, 3841 nt
Organism: Xenopus tropicalis (tropical clawed frog)
Lineage: Eukaryota; Metazoa; Chordata; Amphibia; Anura; Pipidae
Gene: fam20b
Product: family with sequence similarity 20 member B
Exons: 8
Coding region: 142-1371 (409 amino acids)
Cellular component (GO): Golgi apparatus
Source: RefSeq, marked provisional